Molecule: messenger RNA, 1617 nt
Organism: Penicillium daleae
Lineage: Eukaryota; Fungi; Ascomycota; Eurotiomycetes; Eurotiales; Aspergillaceae
Exons: 5
Coding region: 1-1617 (538 amino acids)
Biological process (GO): transmembrane transport
Cellular component (GO): membrane
Molecular function (GO): transmembrane transporter activity
Source: RefSeq, a predicted model, not a curated record
AUGGCUCACGACGAGCCUCAGUCCCAAGUCGGGAUCCAGCAGGAGACUGCCCAACAGCCUGUCGAGAUGGGCGAGAACAAGACUGCCCGGGAUAUCUCCCACGUCGAGCAGGUGUUGCCUCCGGACGAUGACCUGAAGAAGGAUCAUAUCGAUGUCUCGCGAGUGGACAAGGAGGUCCAAAUGUACUCCAGCAUCAGGGUGGAAGUCAGUGAAGAAGACAACAAGCGCCUGAAGAAAAUGAUCGACCGUCGCGUCCUGGUCAUCAUGAUUUUCACAUACUUCCUCCAGGCCCUCGACAAGGGUACCAUGAGUUUCUCCUCGAUCAUGGGCAUCAAGACCGAUGCUCAUCUGGAGAAUGGCCAAAAAUACUCCUGGCUCACCACCUGUAUCUACAUCGCUGUCCUGGUUGUCGAAUACCCGACCAACUGGAUCAUUCAGCGCGUUCCCAUCGCCAAAUAUCUCGGCAUCAACAUUUGCCUCUGGGGUAUGAUCCUGGCUCUUCACUCUGCCUGCCAUAACUUCACCGGCUUGGUCAUUGUCCGCACGCUGCUGGGUAUCUUCGAGGCCUGCUGUCAGCCCACAUUUGUCCUGCUGUCUUCCAUGUGGUACAAGCGUGAGGAGCAGGCCUCAACCGUCACGUACUGGUACAUGAUGAACGGUGCCCAGCAGAUCGUAGGCGGUCUGCUUGCCUACUGCUUCACCCUCAUUGGCAGUGACAAGGUCCUCAAGUCCUGGCAGGCGCUGUUCCUCUCGUAUGGAUGUCUGUCCGUGCUGUGGGGACUGUUCGUUAUGUGGUACAUGCCCGAUUCGCCCAUGCGUGCCAAGUGCUUCACCGAGGAGGACAAGCACAUGAUGGUCGAGCGACUACGUUCCAACCAGACUGGUAUCCAGAACAGACAGUUCCGCUCGUACCAGGUGUGGGAAGCUCUCCGUGACCCUCAGACAUGGUGCUAUUGCAGUAUCCAGAUUUUCACUACCCUGCCAACCAGUGGUCUGGGUGCUUUCGCCGGUAUUAUUAUGAAGAGUUUCAAAUUUACCACGCUGCAGAGUCAGCUUCUGGCUAUGGUGUUGGGUUUCUACAUCAUCGUCAUUCUGCUUACGUCUGCUUGGCUAGUUAAGAAGUAUAAGCAGAACCUGCUGGUUAUGCUGGGCUUUGUUAUCCCCUCCUAUAUCGGUACUAUCGUCCUGAUGACAGUCAAGAACACCACCCUAGCCACCAAGGUCGGCCUCUUGAUCAGCUACUACAUCACUCUCUCCUUCUGGUCCGCCCAAACCCUCUGUCUCUCCAUGGUCUCCCGCAAUAUCGCCGGCCAAACCAAAAAGUCUACCGUCGUCGCCGCAACAUUCAUCUCCUGGGCCGCCGGAAACGCCAUCGGCCCACAAGUCUUCCUGGACUGGGACGCGCCCCGGUAUCACAUUGCCUGGAGUGUGCACCUUGCAUGCUACGCUUGCAUGACCGUGGCAGUGAUUUUCCUGCGCUUCCAUCUCAAGCGUCAGAACAAGCGCAAGGACGAGCUUAUUGCUGCAGCGGAUCUUUCCUCUGCUGAUCCUAACCUGAUUCACGCUUUCGAGGACAAGACGGAUCAGGAGAACUUGAACUUCCGAUAUGUGUAUUAG